Molecule: messenger RNA, 735 nt
Organism: Uncinocarpus reesii 1704
Lineage: Eukaryota; Fungi; Ascomycota; Eurotiomycetes; Onygenales; Onygenaceae
Exons: 3
Coding region: 1-735 (244 amino acids)
Source: RefSeq, a predicted model, not a curated record
AUGAGAAUGAGGAAGCCACACCUGAAAGAUACACUCCCAAUUCAGCUAUGUGUUCUAUGCGAUCGCCCUUUCUGCGUUGACCACAAGGGAAAGGAGGACGGCGUCUGUGAAAUCAAUCAUGAGACAUACUAUCGAAACCACCCGGCCGCCCAGCAGUACUUGUAUCGCACUUACGAAGACUGGAAGAAAGAUUUUGAAGAGAUGAUGGAUGAUGAGAUGUCGGUGAAAGGGGAUGUGAGGAGUGCAGGAAGCAGCUCCUACACCUAUCACGCAUCAUCGAAGCAAGAGCGACUAAAAGAUGCUCUGUCGGUGCUGCACACAGGACGCGGUACGUCACUGCGCCAAAUCGCGAGGGAUCAUGGUGUCCCUUGGUCCACCCUCCGCUCGCAUGUGGCAGGGACACGUCCAUCUACCCAAGCAGAUCAGCGGCGAUUCUCCGCCUCCGAGGAGGCUGAGAUAGUUCAAUGGGUUGAGGUUCUGACAGCUUGGGGUUGGACGCUCAGCUUGCGUCGACUUGAUGACAUGGCAAGAUAUCUUCUCACACGAAGGGGUGAUGGACAGCCUCUCGGCCGGAUGUGGAGGACUAGGUUCCUUAAAAGAUACCCGGAGCUCAAGAGGCUAGCAAAUUGGCGUCUGGCCAGCAGCUCUCUCCCACCACCUGAGUUUUCUUCCAUUCAACACUGGCUCCGCAGCAUUGUCUGGACACACCAGAUUCCACCUUCAGGUGUCUAUUAA